Molecule: messenger RNA, 3538 nt
Organism: Hippocampus comes (tiger tail seahorse)
Lineage: Eukaryota; Metazoa; Chordata; Actinopteri; Syngnathiformes; Syngnathidae
Gene: ggt7
Product: gamma-glutamyltransferase 7
Exons: 16
Coding region: 635-2668 (677 amino acids)
Biological process (GO): glutathione catabolic process
Cellular component (GO): plasma membrane
Molecular function (GO): glutathione gamma-glutamate hydrolase
Source: RefSeq, a predicted model, not a curated record
ACAAAAUAUGUAAGUGCCCUGAAAAAAUCGAUUGACGUUCCAUAUCUACAAACACUAAUCUAUAGAAUAAUUCCACAUCUACACCUGAAUAUUAUUCUUUUUUCCUGGCAAGGACACGGAAACUCCACCGAACCUCGCAAUUUUUUCGCUAUAUUUGGUGAACUCCCUUUUGUGCGUUAUGAGCUGCGGGCGAGCUGUCAUUGAUGGCUCAGCCGAAAUGUCGAACAACGGAGUAAGAACACAAAAAAAUAAGGUGGCUGGACAGAGCCCUUUGGAAUGGGACACACACACUCGAUUGGAACGGGGCACAAGGGUGAAAGUGUGGGUAGUGGAAAUUUUUCGAUUGAGCCAUUGUGAGUCCAUCAUAUGUACUUCCGUGGGCGGAGGAGGAGAUUGAGGAUAUUUACGUCGACGACAACAGAUGAUGUAACUGGAGCAGGUGAUCAGCUCACUGAGCUCACUCUACAUCCAGGUUGCUGGCUGAACUUGUUUGGCCUCGGACCUGGACGACGUGUAACAAUCGCGGUACUGUUUAUACAACAGACGAUGCUACGUUGAGGAGUACAGUACCUGUGGUGUGGUGGGAAGAGAGGACAGGCUUGGUGUGUGACCCCCAUGAUCCAGAAGAGCAGCCAUGCACAAUCCAUCACCUGAAGGAGUGGCAGAGUACCCUGACGGAUUCGCGGUGGCUAAAGAUGCCACUCCAGAGACAACGCUGGGCACUGCCUACUCUCCAGUGGACUACAUGAGCAUCACAAGCUUCCCCAGGCUGCCAGAGGAAGAAGUGAUGCAGGGGGACAUUGCCUACAAAUCUCGUAAAGAUGAUGACAACGUCCUCGGCGAACAAGAGACAGACCCAGACAUAUUUUUGAGGUCUGCUCGUCUUCAGCGUCUCCCGUCCUCAGCAUCUGACCUGGCCUACCACGAUACCGUGUCUUUGAGGGAGACAACCAAAGACCCUUUUACACAAGAUUGUGCUUGCCAGCGGGAUGGACUGAGUGUCAUCAUAACAGCCUGUCUCACCUUUGCCACAGGGGUCACCAUUGCUCUCAUCAUUCAGAUCUACUUUGGAGACCCCCAGGUCUUUCACCAAGGAGCGGUGGUGACAGAUGUGGCUCGGUGUACAUCCCUCGGGUUUGAGGUUUUGGGGAAGCAGGGGUCCAGCGUUGAUGCUGCCAUCACUGCUGCCCUCUGUUUGGGCAUUGUACAUCCUCACACCUCUGGUUUAGGAGGGGGUGGAGUUAUGUUGGUGCAUGAUAUCCGAAAAAAUGAGACAAGGGUCAUUGACUUCAGAGAAACAGCGCCGGCUGCCAUUCGGGACGGGUUACUCCAAACAAACCUUGAUCUCAAUCCCGGUCUGCUUGUUGGAGUACCAGGAAUGCUCAAAGGGAUGCAUCAUGCACACCAACUUUAUGGCAGAAUACCGUGGAAGAACGUGGUUUCCAUGGCAGCAGAUGUGGCCAGAAAUGGAUUUAAUGUCACUCAUGAGUUUGCUGAAGCUCUUGCAAAUGUUAAGGACCAGAACGUCUCGGAUGCAUUUCGGGAUCUCUUCUUACCUAAUGGCCAGGCACCUGUCUCUGGGUUAUCGAGCAGACGACUGGAUUUGGCCAGAAUCUUGGAUGCUAUUGCAGUUAAAGGGAUAUCAGAGUUCUACAGUGGAAACCUGACACAGGAAAUUGCUUCUACGGUGCAAGCAAGCGGUGGGGUGCUCACAGAAGAUGACUUUGGUAACUACAGCACAGUCCUAGAGCAGCCAGCACACAUCAACUAUCAAGGCCACCAUGUUAUGGUGACUCCGGCACCCCAUGCCGGUAUUGGCCUAAUCACAGCCCUCAACAUCCUCGAAGGUUACAACAUUACCAACCAGGUGCCCAGGAGCAGCACGUAUCACUGGACUGCAGAGUCAGUGAAAAUAGCUUUGGCCCUGGCAAGUGGCCUAGGCGACCCCAUGUUUGACACUUCAGUCUCAGAGACAGUCAGCAAGAUGUUGAGCAAAGCACAGGGGUCCUUGCUCCGCCAAAUGAUCAACGACUCUCAGGCCUUCCCAGUCAGCCAUUACACACCCUCGUUUAGUUUGGAGGAUGGUGCUGCAGCUGCCCAGGUCAUGAUUAUGGGCCCGGAUGACCACAUAGUCUCAGUUGUAAGUUCCCUAAAUAAACCGUUUGGCAGUCGGAUAGUGACUCCUUCAGGGAUCCUUUUGAACAGCCAAAUAAAGGCCUUCUCUUGGCCAAAUAAAACCCACAAUUCCAGACCUAACCCUCAUAACAGCCUCCAGCCUGGGAAGCGGCCAUUGUCCUUCCUGAUGCCCACUGUAGUGAGGCCAUCCAAUGGGGUGUGUGGUACAUACAUUGCGGUUGGAUCCUCCAACGGAGCGAAAGCUCUGAGUGGCAUCACGCAGGUGCUGCUAAAUGUUUUGUCCUCACGCAAAAACAUGAGUGACAGUUUAGCGUAUGGUAGAUUCCACCCACAGCUGGAGCCAGACACGCUGCUGGUGGACUCUGAAUUUCUAGAUGAAGAUGUUGAGCUGCUGCUGGCCAAAGGCCACAAGGUUGAGAGGAUAGAUGUUUUGUCAUUGGUGGAGGGCACCCGGAGAACAAAUGACCUUAUCGUUGGAGUGACGGACCCCCGUAGUGCUGAUGCCUCAGCCCUUGCAAUGUCCAGGACUUAGCCAUUGUCCACAAACACUGAUGCUUAUUAAUUUUGGACACCAAAUAAAUGGAAUGAUAAUGGACUAUUGUGGGUGAAAUCAAGCCACACGAAUGUGCAGUUUGAGAUGAAUUUGCAGCUGUUGCUUGGAUAGAUCAUUUUAACUCAGUAGUCCAAGAGAUCGUUGUUGGCCUGCUUAUCACAAUUUAAUAUAAUCUGUUCUUCUCCAAACAAUGCAUUACCAAUGUCUGCCAAGCACAUACUACGUAGAAAAUUUUAUUUAUCUGUUCCGAUUCAGGCAGUCAUGAUCAUUUACAGUUAAACACCUGACUACGGACAAUAAAUGUGAAAUGAGACAUGUAAAGUUUUGCAAACGGGAUUCUUUGAAACUGCCUGGGCUUCUGCGCACAUACAACAUUGUUGCUGUACAAGACCCCCCACCCCUUGCCUGGUACCUUUCCAAAAGUGUCUACCUCCCUGUAAUGCAAUUGAAGCCGAUAUUAAGAAUCAGAAUCAUCUUUCUUGACCAAGUACUGUAUGUUUCAAACACAAAUGAAUUAGUUUCUGGUAUCUGUAGCCACUCCACUAGUCCAGCAAACAAGCCAAUAUAACACAAUAGACAUUUAGGACAUGAGCAUAUACUGUCAGUAGAGAGUCAUUGAGCAAUGUUAGGGUACCAUUAGUGCUGUUAAAUUGACAACUGUGCAAAUGAUACUGAGUUGUUAAGCAUUUUAAAGUAAACAGUCAUGCAUAAGUCUGAUUCAAUAACAGUUGUGCAUAUGGUGCAAAGAUUUCUCAAGCACUUAAUAUGUGUUAAUACUGAUCAACAAGUCAACAUACAAGCCAAGUAGUUCAAAAAUGUUGCACCAGAGGAUAGCCACGCCAAAUCAAA